Molecule: messenger RNA, 1711 nt
Organism: Acanthoscelides obtectus
Lineage: Eukaryota; Metazoa; Arthropoda; Insecta; Coleoptera; Chrysomelidae
Source: the annotation of a GenBank genome assembly
CAGCCUAACGCCGUUAGGAUUAUAAUAAAUCAUAGAAGGCUGUGUGCCAGCAGUUGAUUGUGUGGGUGGUUGUGAUUCCCGAUCUCGGCAACGUUCAUAAGGGGGCAGUAUAACGACCAUGGCAGGUCCUUACCUGUCAUCUCUUCCGGGUGACCUGUUGACAGAGUACAUGUUCGGCAGACGACGGCAACGCCGAAAUCGCACCACGUUCAGUCCUCAACAACUCCAAGAGUUAGAAGCUUUGUUCCAGAAGACUCACUAUCCGGAUGUCUUCCUCAGGGAGGAAGUUGCACUUAGGAUCAGCCUUUCGGAAGCUAGGGUACAGGUCUGGUUCCAAAAUAGAAGAGCCAAAUGGAGGAAGCAGGCAAGGCUGCAGUUACUACAGGAUGCGUGGAGGAUGAGAUGUCUAGGAAUAACCUCACCACAGUUGAUGUUGCCAGGUCGCCCAGGUGCUCCAGGUCCUCUACCUUCCGGAAGCGACCUUACGGGCGACAAACUUCCUCCGGACUACCCACCCGCCCCUUUACUACACGGGGGCGGUCUACCACCUUUGCCACCCUGUCAAUGCUCCCCUGGAGACGACAGUAGGAGUUCGCACAGUAUGCGCAGCUCGCCCAGCCCGACGGAGCUGUCACCUGGAGGUCCAGAUGAUCUCUCGAUCGCAAAACCUCUUAAUACCUCGGAUAAUGAUUACCCUCUACCUCCCAAGGACCCGGCUAAUAAUAAUACUCAAGAGGCGGGGCAUACCACGCAACUGCAAUAAAGUAUAGAUUGUUGUUGAAGAUGAUACUAGAAUGAGUGAUUAACGUAUUCUACCUGAGGAUAGCCAAUCAUAUUUCAGCAUCCUAAAAGUAAUCUUAAAUAUAUCAGCACCAUCUGUGAGACAGGAGCAGAACACAAAAAAAAUGUGAAAAGAGUUAGAAUUUUGGAUCUGCAAAUCUCUCAUAGAUGGCGCUAGGAUCUUCCAUCCCGUUUUUGCCUUUCUAAUGCCUAUUUUAAUUGAGUAUCUUCAAGCGGAAUGCGUUGAUGAAGAUACCCAAAUGAAAAUAUGAGCAUUAGAGAGGCAUCAAAAGAAAUUGGAGAUCUUAUCGCUAUCUUUGAGACAGUAGCAGAACCAAACACUCUAUAUCUCUUCAUUGUAGAUUUCUACAUUCAUGUUUGUAUUCUGUUACUAUCUUAUAGAUGGAGCUGGUGUAUCUCAGACACCUUUUUGGAUGCCGAAAUACAGUAUAUGGUUGGAUAUCAUCAGGUAGAAUAGAUUAAUCGAAGCUAGAAUUCAUUCAUGAAUUACUCCAAUUCCUAGUCGAUAGUGUUUUCAUUUAUUUUAGUAAAAAAGAGUGUGGGCUAAAACGUGGACUGGAAUAUGGACAAUAUUUGUGGAUGAUAGAUAACUGGAAAAUCCCCAUUACUUUUAUAGCCAAUUAAAAUCUCAUGUAUCGACAGAUCUUCUUUACUAUAAACGCCAGAUAAGCAUGGGGAUUAUCGACAUAUAAACCACAGGAUAAGUUUCAGAUGUUACAUUAACAGUGAAAAAUGUAUAUAGAUCGACAAGGUCGUUACUUUAAGGGCUAAAUUAUAAGUAAUAAGGACACCUACAGGUGCGUUACAUAGGAAAUGAAAUAAUAGUAUUCCAAAUAAUUCGUACAGAAGUAACGUAAAGUUCUAGUGUUUCAUGUUAUAGAAUCAAUAACUAUAAUCUCUCAAAAGAUAU